This is a messenger RNA of Alexandromys fortis (reed vole), 2691 nucleotides long. Its product is annotated as protein SEC13 homolog. Gene Ontology annotation, molecular function: structural molecule activity; protein binding. The transcript has a single exon. The record is from RefSeq and is a predicted model, not a curated record. Gene Ontology annotation, biological process: positive regulation of TOR signaling; COPII-coated vesicle budding; protein import into nucleus. Gene Ontology annotation, cellular component: COPII vesicle coat; nuclear pore outer ring. Lineage: Eukaryota; Metazoa; Chordata; Mammalia; Rodentia; Cricetidae.
CAGCGAGGUGAAUUCUUUUGGGCAGUGUUUCCUCAGAGCCAGCACACAGAAGCAGUGUUCAGAGGUGGCCACGGCUGGACCUCACUCUGGAGAGCCGAGGAGAGGCUAUGGUGAAUGGGAAGAGCCAGGCACACCAGAGACCCCAGCCUUUUGGAGAUGUCAGUACCAUGGGACGACCACCAAGAACAGUAGCGGUGGGGGAGUGGAGCCAGCUGGAGCCCAGCAGACAAGCUGAGUGAGACGAUCCUGACUGAGUCUCAGAUAUCGAGCAGUGAGCUAUUCACACUGUUGUAGUUCUGUUUGGUUUUGUUCAGAUUGCAACUGGGCCCUGGUUCGUCCCUUUGGAAGGAAGUAUUUAGUUUAUUUGUGAUUGUUCAGGAGCCCAUAGCUGGGAGACUCUAAACUUUUAAAAAAGAGAUUUUGGAGUUUUACCAAGACUUUGGAUUUUAAAAGAGAAUGCAUAUUUUUAAAUAAACAUCUUUUAAAGUGUUUGAAUGAUUUUGUAACUUUUCAAAUUUGUAAAAUGUUUUAUAUUGUGAUGUUCUUAUUAAUGUGUGAUCUUGGGGGAUGAACAAGAGAAGAAAGGUUGCUGCUUAAUAGUGAUGUGUUUUUGUGUCAAACUGACACGAGGUCAGUUGUGUUGUCUAGUUUUAUGCCAAUUUGACACAGCUAGAUUCAUAAAAGAGGAGGGACCUCAAAUGAGAAAAGGCCUCCAUAAUAUCUGUAGGGCUGUGGGGCAUUUUUAAAAAAUUAAUGAUUGAUGUGGGAGGGCCCAACCCAUUGUGUGUGGGGUCAUCCUAGGCUGGUGGUCCUCGGUUCUAUAAGAGAAUAGGCUGAGCAAGCCUUUAAGCAUCACCCUUCCGUGGCCUUCGCAUUGACUUCCGCCUCCAGGUUCCUGCCCUGUUUGAGCUCUUGCCCCAGCUCCCUUCAAUGAUGGACUAUGAUGUGGAAGUGUGAGACAAACUCUCCCCAACUUGCUUGGCCAUCAUGUUUCAUCAUAGCAAUAGUAACCUUGUUUCAUGUCAAACUAGGGAUAUCGCCAGAGAACCCUGAAACAAGUUCCAGGCAAGAGCGGUGAUCAGAGAGAGGCCUUUGUGGCGCACACCUUUAAUCCCAGCACCCAGGAGGCAGAGGCAGGUGCAUCUCUGUUUGAAGCCAGCCUGGUCUACAUAAAGAGUUCUAGGUCAGCCAGGCAUACAUAGUGAGACCUGUCUAAAAAUCAGAGGGGCGCACUGGAGCAAUAAGGCUCUUGUUGCUCUUACAAAGGACCGAGGUUCCGUUCUCAGCCCCCACAUGGCAGCUAACAGCCGAUCUGACACCUUCUGUUCUCUGGCAGCCCUGCACACAUGUGGUAUACAGAUGUACAUGCUGACAAAACAUCCAGAUACAUAAAAUAAAAAGAAUAAAUCUCAAAGCGUUCAGUGCUGCCACGUCCGAGGCCGUGAGUCGCCGCUGCCACAGCUAUGGUGUCAGUAAUUAACACCGUGGACACCUCUCAUGAGGACAUGAUUCAUGAUGCCCAGAUGGACUAUUAUGGCACCCGCCUAGCAACCUGCUCCUCGGACAGGUCCGUCAAAAUCUUUGAUGUGCGAAACGGAGGGCAGAUCCUCAUUGCAGACCUCAGAGGACAUGAAGGGUCAGUAUGUCAGGUAGCCUGGGCCUACCCCAUGUAUGGCAACAUCCUGGCUUCCUGUUCCUAUGACUGGAAAGUCAUUAUCUGGAAGGAAGAAAACGGCACUUGGGAGAAGACUCAUGAGCACUCGGGACACGACUCCUCGGUGAACUCUGUAUGCUGGGCCACUCACGACUAUGGCCUGAUUUUGGCCUGUGGGAGCUCCAACAGGGCCAUCUCCCUGCUGACCUAUACAGGGGAAGGCCAGUGGGAAGUGAAGAAGAUUAACAACGCUCACACGAUCGGCUGUAACGCUGUCAGUUGGGCCCUUGUUGUUGUGCCUGGAAGCCUCAUAGACCAACCAUCAGGGCAGAAACCCAAUUACAUCAAGAAGUUUGCAUCAGGUGGCUGUGACAACCUCAUCAAGUUCUAGAGGGAGGAGGAAGACGGCCAGUGGAAGGAGGAACAGAAGGUAGAGGCACACAGUGACUGGGUUCGAGACGUUGCCUGGGCCCCGUCCAUUGGCCUGCCUACCAGCACCAUUGCCAGCUGCUCUCAGGACGGUCAAGUGUUUAUUUGGACCUGCGAUGAUGCCUCAGGCAAUAUGUGGUCACCCAAAAUCCUGCACAAGUUCAGUGAUGUUGCAUGGCACGUGAGCUGGUCCAUCACAGCAAACAUCCUGGCCGUGUCAGGUGGAGACAAUAAGGUGACCUUAUGGAAAGAGUCGGUGGAUGGACAGUGGGUGUGCAUCAGCGAUGUCAACAAAGGCCAGGGUUCCGUGUCCGCCUCCAUCACAGAGGGCCAACAGAAUGAGCAGUGACAACACAGGCGGCCUGGUCUUCUUGUUUCCAGGACUGCCUAUUCUAGAACAACAUCCAAACAACUGGGAAGAAGGGUCCCAAUGCUACCAAGAUUCCACACCCAGGAGUGCCCACAGAUGGAACACUGGGUGCUCACCUGCCUUACUGGGAUUCCAUGUUUGGUAACUUAAUGUCCAGCUGAAAGUAUUCAUGUCAGGAACAAAUGACUAUUAUUUUUAAAUAUUUUUGGCCAUUUUUAACUAUCUUUUGGUUCAAACU